This is a messenger RNA of Chilo suppressalis (striped riceborer), 514 nucleotides long. The record is from the annotation of a GenBank genome assembly. NCBI's taxonomy places the organism in Eukaryota, Metazoa, Arthropoda, Insecta, Lepidoptera, Crambidae.
UUUGACGUUGGCAACAUUAGCACGUUCUUUUUGCUCCGAAUUUUUUGGAGACACGUGCGUCAUAAACGCCGAAAUCUUUAAAAUAAGCCAAAAUGACUGAAGGAACUGCGACUAUUCGCACACGCAAAUUCAUGACCAACAGGUUGUUGGCUCGCAAGCAGAUGGUUUGCGAUGUUCUCCAUCCAGGCAAGCCGACCGUCAGCAAAACUGAGAUCAGGGAGAAGCUCGCCAAAAUGUACAAGGUGACUCCUGAUGUUGUAUUCGUGUUCGGAUUCAAAACCAACUUUGGUGGCGGCAAGUCCACUGGUUUCGCUUUGAUUUACGAUACCCUUGACCUGGCUAAGAAAUUCGAACCUAAACAUAGGUUAGCUCGCCACGGUCUAUAUGAGAAGAAGCGACCAACACGCAAACAGCGCAAGGAACGCAAGAACAGGAUGAAGAAGGUGCGCGGUACUAAGAAAUCUAAAGUCGGUGCGGCCUCCAAGAAGUGAUGUGGUGCAUAGGACUGUAAGUU